Oldenlandia corymbosa var. corymbosa is the source of this 2359-nucleotide messenger RNA. The record is from the annotation of a GenBank genome assembly. Lineage: Eukaryota; Viridiplantae; Streptophyta; Magnoliopsida; Gentianales; Rubiaceae.
AGUACUACUAGUUGCUAUGAAAUCUGUGUAGAAGCUUCUUCUACUGAAUCACAAAAAAAAAAAAAAUUGUACACCUUAAUUAAUUAAUUAAGAAAGUACUAUUUCUGAGUAUCUGAUCAGUUUCAUAAUUUUUGUCAAUUUGACUUUUUGACUAUUCCCGCUUGGAUCCAUUCUCUGGUCUUCUCGAAAACGGGUCCUCCAAGCUUCCUAUUUCAUUCCCCCAUAAAUACCAUCUACUCUUCUCUUCAGUCCCUCUUGAUUAAUUCAUACCCAAAAAUCUUCAUCAUCUAAAUCAGAUAUACCCAAAAAAUCCAAUCUUUCGAAUUUUUUGUUUUUUUCCCCCCCUGUUUCUGUUGAGUUUGAUUGAUCUUUAAGAGCCCAAAAAAAAAUAAUGUUGAGCCCUUUUGUUUGCGGGAAUUUCAGCAAUCAAGAAGAAAAUGAUCUUGAGGAGCUUCUCAGCCCUUGUUCCACCCCGAAGAAAUCAAGAAAAUCGAACAAAGAUAGUAAGAACCCUUAUGCAGAUCGAGGUUUAGACACAUUUUCAGCACUGUUAGACGAACUUGAUCGCAAGAAGCAGAAGAUUUAUACCCAGAAAGGGUCGGAGGAUAUAUCUCUAGUUCGAUUCGUUUACUCUGGUUCCAACAAUUGGAGACCAAUUGUUGUCAAAUCCAAGGAUAGAAAGCCAGAAAUCGGAACAACAACAACCAAUGUUGUGAAACAGAGUAAUAAUGUACAGAAUUCAGAAGCCACGGCGCAAGAAUCUGUAAAUUCGGAAUCAGAAAAAGAAGAAUUGCAAAGCCAAUUUGCAGAAAAGAGAAGCGUCAGUUUCUGGGGAGUAAUUGAUGGGUUGAUGAGAAAUCUGAGAAAUCCAUAUUAUCAAUUGACGUUCGUGAUGAUUUUGGUGUUGUUAUUAGUAAUAUUGUAUGGAAGAUCAUUUGCGAUACUCUGUACUUCUCUGGGAUGGUAUUUAGUACCCAUGAUUAAGGAAAGGAGUUCAACUUCAACCUCGGAUAAACCCAAGAACAAGAAAGACAUUACGAGGAGAUUGAGCGAGAAGAACAUGGUGAAUCCGACCAGUGUUGUUGUUAAUGUUGUUGCUUCCUCCGACAAAUCGAAGAACAAGAAGGAUUAUACUCGGAGAUUGAGCGAAAAGAAUAUGGGGACGAAUCGAUCUUCUUCUCCGAAAAGUCCCCGGCAGUCGUCUUCCCCGAAGAGUGUGUUAACGGCACAUUCGCACAAGAAAAGCUGGUGAACUUGUUUGGACGGAGUAAUUCCGAUGAUCGAACUGUGUAUUCUUCUUUCUCUCCUCUGCUGAAUACUCCUAUUUCAUUUUUGGUAGACUAGGUAGUAGGUAGUUUUUGGUGGAAAUUUUUUAUUUUUCCUUUUUUUUUGAAUCUUUCUAAUCUUAAAAGCGUGUUUUGAUUGGAUCGCGAGAAACCAAUCUCUGAAAACCGUGUUUUGAUUGGAUUGGAAAUUACACCAAUCUACUCCUGGUUUGACAUGUUCAACAGUGUAAAUUAUUACAGUAGUCCCUCCGUUCCAAAAAUAAGUGUCGAUUUAGCAAAAUAGAGAAAUUUUAAAAUAAGUGUCGUUCUUACAUUUCAAUGCACUUUUUGUCCAAAGUUUCUAAAAUCACCCUCAAAAGAAUUAAUACUAUUAGUAAAUUUUUUUUUUAAUUGGGUUGGUUGAGGAUAUCCAAGUAAUUUUAUUACUUUAUUUAAGAGUUUCUUAAAUUAUGUGGAAAGUGGAGGGAGUAUGUUAUUAUAAGUUUGGGUUAGACUUAGCAAUUUAGUACAGACAACCUUUUCAUGUUUGUCUUUGUAGUAGUAGCUCUGCUACGCAUUUGUUUUGUAUGAUCAAUUCGAUCGAUUUAUUGUAUUUUGUCCCUUCCAUACAUAUAUGAUUGUUAUCCUGGGCACAUUGUAAUAUGUUACACGUUGUUCUGUUAUUAAUGGUCGUUCUUAAAGAGAAUAUAAUUUCUAGGUAUAAAAACUUUCACGCCAUCACCGUCAUUUCUGUAAAUUCAUUUUUAGAUAUAUAAAUUUACAAUUUUUAUAGGAAAAUAUAGUCAAUAUUAUAACGGUGCAUAAAACAAAUGUCAUUAGACAAAGUACAUAAGUUUAAAGAACUCUUAUUUAUGAUAUGUUAAUCACUAUACUAUCUUUAACCUAUCCACAUUCCCAUUAUCCAUAAAACAAGCAAACGUCAUUAAUUCUGUUAUUUUUGGGGGGUUAAUUUUGAAAUUUUUUUUUACAAUAUCCAUAAAAAAAUGAAACUUAAUUUAGAAUUUUAUUAUUUCCCUCUAAUGACACUAAAACCAGAUUAGUGCGUUCUAGCAUAGCUGUAUCGUCAGGAUUUG